Molecule: messenger RNA, 797 nt
Organism: Asterias rubens (European starfish)
Lineage: Eukaryota; Metazoa; Echinodermata; Asteroidea; Forcipulatida; Asteriidae
Product: subtilisin inhibitor CLSI-I-like
Exons: 3
Coding region: 15-305 (96 amino acids)
Biological process (GO): response to wounding
Molecular function (GO): serine-type endopeptidase inhibitor activity
Source: RefSeq, a predicted model, not a curated record
CCAAUGUGCCAUCAAUGCCUCCGGUAAAAUACUCUGGUAAUAUUAUCCAUAAUAUAGAAGCGGUGUCCACACGAAGUGAUAUACAAACAGACAGAGGUGUUAAAAUGAGUGAAAUGAAAGAAUGGCCACAUCUGGUUGGGAAGAUGGGUGAAGAGGCAAAAGAAGAAAUAUCAAAGACAGACACAACCCUUCAGGUUGACUUAGUCCCGGAUGGAUAUAUGGUAACUUGCGAUUUCCGAACGGACCGAGUGCGCAUUUUCCUUGACGCAGAUGGGAAAGUCACGAGACCACCACGCGUUGGCUGACUGGUCAAGACCGUGAUCAACUAGGCCUACUUCUCUCCAAUCACGAUCGAGAUGUGAAUGAACAUUCUUCUUCAAUGUGACAUUUUCAUCACUAUUUACAGCAAGCCAUUGGACUAUUAUGUUGACACAUGCAGUGAGAAAAGUAUUGCCUAUUAUUAUGUGACUUAUAGGGUCCAUAAAAUUAUGUGACUUUAAUUCGUUUAAUGAAUUGAUUCAAGAUCCAUAGUUCAAGAGUUAGAUUGAAGAUAAAAGCUUGUAAAUUAAAUAUUAACCCGAUUAAGCCUCUUUGGCAUUUCUUUGUAGAAUAAUCAUAACACAUAAACAUGAAUAUUUUUGAUCUUUGUUUUACCUUCGCACGUGGUCGCAUUUCAUCUCCAGCUAUAGUCUUCAUUGGUUGAAAUACAGGUUUGGACUAUAUGAUCCUAUAGGUUGUACACCCUUUGAUUGCUCUUCCAUAGUAGGCCUAAUAAAAAAGCCAUUGCAGCUGAUGAU